GUCUGAGAUCUUCUUGUGGUCUUCACUGCGGUACUUUGAGUAUGGUCUCCCCGCACAGAAACCCGAAAGAUCUCAUACAGAUGAUCAGGAGCACCAACGAGGCUCAGAACAUGGAUGAUAUGCACAAGUGUUUGGGGAGAACUUCACCGGAGGACCAGACCGAGUUGGGGCCGCUGUGGGCCCGGGAGAAGGACCAGACCGAAGUGGUGACGCUGCGGUCCCUGGUAGAUGGGCAGACCGAUAUGGGGCCGCUGCGGUCCCGGGUGAAGGACCAGACCGAGCUGGGGCCUCUUCGGUCCCGGGUGGAGGAGCAGUCCGAGGUGGGGCUGCUGCAGGCCCGGGUGGAGGAGCAGUCCGGGCUGAUUGGGGUGUUAAAGCAGAGGUCCGACCAGGCGCGUCUCCGCUGCCAGGCGCUGCAGAAGGUCAACGAGGAGCUGGAGGCUCGAGGGGCAGCUGGUCAGAAAGAGCUGGACUCGGAGAGGGCGAGGGUAAGGCUGUUGGAGAAGAGGUUUAACGAACUGGCCGUGAACCAUCAAGGGAUUGUCGUGUUCAAAGAUGACUAUAAAAGACACAACUUCCAGCUUUUAGAGGAAAACAAACUUUUAAGGUCAGAGAAUGAGGCGCUCUUUUCACAGAAAUUACUUGAUCAAGAGACUCUAAUAGGUAAACUGCGACAAGAUAUUCACCUGAAUGAAGAGAAACACGAAGAUAUGGAAAAGUACUUAAGGGACCAAGAAGCUGGAUGGAAGGCAAAGAUGUUAAAACAGAAAUACCUUACACAAUGGCAGGAAGCAGCACAGUUAAAAAGACUUCAUGACACCCAGGACAGUCUUAAAUCAGCAGAGGAUAUGUGUAAAGAUCUGAAGCACCAGCUACAAGAGGCAGCAGAUGGACGUGCUUUGAUCGAGACCGAAAUGAAGCAGAAGAUAAACAGCCUCUGUGCAGAAAAAGACAUCUUCAUAAAUCUGUCGGUCGAAAGAGGAAAAGUCUUACAGGAAAAGCAAGAGAAAAUUCAGCAGUUGGAGAUUAAGUUGGAAGAAGUGGAAAAGUUGAAGACCAGAGCAGAGAACAGGUUCAAGCAGGAAGCAGAAGCGGUCAACAUUAACGUGAAGGUUAUCAAUCUCCAACGUGCUCUCGAUGAAGCAGUGAAGAAAAACGAGAAGGCCAGAGAGAACUUUGAAGCCUACAAAGACCACAGCGCCCACCUACUCACCCGGGAAAAAGAGCUAAAUGCACAGCUUCGCAACACGUUUGGUUGAACAACGAUGCUUCAGCAAUGACGCGACUGAUGAACAAUAACGAAAAUCGUUGUUCGUUGCAACUAAACAUUUAAAUAUGGGAAAAAUAAAAAUUAAAAAAAGACCAAAGAUACAAUAUAUCGUUUCUUUAUUCCUUCGACAACUUUAACAUUUUUCUUGAGGACAAGAUGCUGCAGACACAUCAUAGAGAACUGUACAAACAGGAGCGAGCGCUUUAGGACCCGUGCUCCUUUUCCAAUCUCGCUGCCUUCUCGAUCACCUCCUCGAUGGCUCCCACCAUGUAGAACGCCUGCUCUGGGAGAGCGUCGUA
Molecule: messenger RNA, 1569 nt
Organism: Gadus chalcogrammus (walleye pollock)
Lineage: Eukaryota; Metazoa; Chordata; Actinopteri; Gadiformes; Gadidae
Product: coiled-coil domain-containing protein 89
Exons: 7
Coding region: 42-1259 (405 amino acids)
Source: RefSeq, a predicted model, not a curated record